AUGGAAUUUGAAAGAUCUAAAGAAACCCUAGUCAAUACUCAGGCAACACUAUGCCCUCAAAAUGACAAGAUUCCUCCACAAAAUGAACUCUUGGAGAGCAGGUGCAAAGGAAGAGCGGGAUACUCCUUGCUUCCGACCAAUGAUUUGAAGAUUUUGGUCAUUUCCAAGCCUUUUGACGAGGAAUGUAAUGAAUACUUCCACAAGGUCCUCUCAUUUUUACAUAAGCAUAGAAUUGAGAUCUACACGACUAAAUCCUCCCUUGAAGCUGUUAAAGAUGAUCCUGUGAUAAGAGAUCAUAUAAAGCCUCAGAUAUAUACUGAUGAUAUUCGGAUUAAUAGAAUCAUCACACUCGGAGGAGAUGGUACUAUCCUGUUUUCCAUAAAAAUGUUUUAUAACAAGAGCGUCCCACCUAUGAUCAGUUUCGGACUAGGAUCGGUCGGAUAUCUAUGAUCCUUCGAUUGUAAAGAGAUGAUAGAUACACUUACUGAUUUACUACUAGAUCCUUGUUAUAGAAAAAGGAAGACAACCAUCGAUGAGAUUUGUCAGGUUAGACCAGUCAAAACUCUUGACAGCACACCAUUCCUUGAUUACAAAGAUAGACUAAGAGUUACUAUUACUUCUAAGAGUAAAAAGGAGAAGUUUAUGGUAACAUCCUCAAUUUUUGAAGAGGAUGAGAAAGAGUUUGAUUCAGGAUCAUCUAUCUGAGCUUUGAAUGAAUUUGCAUUAGAAUCUGAAGCCUUUUACCUCCCUUUUACUUGUGGAGUUUACGUUAAUGAAACAUUCCUGACAGAAAUUACUGCCUGAGGGCUUAUUUUAUCAACAUCAACAGGAUCUACUGCUUAUGGGAUGUCGGCAGGAGGAAGUAUUGUACAAGCAGGAGUAGAAGCAAUUUGAAUUACAGCUGUAAACCCUUCUUCCAUAUCUUUCAGACCCCUAAUUCUGCCAUUCAAUUGUAAAGUGACACUAAAAAUUCCAAAAGGAGUGAACGAGAAUGUUAUCAAAGGAGUUAUUGAUGGAGAUUUUAAGUUCAUGUGAACUGAUGAAGACGAAAUCACGAUAGAGGGAUCUUCAGAUCCGAUUCCAUUCGUAUCUAAAGAGGCUGACGACCCUAUGACAAGUUGGAUAAAAAGAGUUUCAUCUACUGUUCUGAACUAUUAA
Moneuplotes crassus is the source of this 1158-nucleotide messenger RNA. Lineage: Eukaryota; Ciliophora; Spirotrichea; Euplotida; Euplotidae. The record is from the annotation of a GenBank genome assembly.